CAUCUAUUUUUCCCCGAAUUUCGUCUCAGAUAAUCUCCUUAUCUCAACGUGUUUUCCGCUGAUUCGAUUCAAUGUAAGAAUUUCGAUUUACAUCAACAGAAAAUUUGUGAUAAAGUCAUGGUUGCUUCAAAAAUCACUGACGUCAUCAAUGCCGAUGUUGCCGAUAAUGCAUCGCCGGCGUUAGGUUGCUCUUCAUCGGUUCCUUGCUCGAUUUGUUUCGAUUUAGUCAUCGAUGAAGGGGAGAGGUCCACAGCCAAGCUUCAAUGCGGCCACAAAUUUCAUCUUGAUUGCAUAGGAUCGGCUUUUAAUUCCAAGGGAACAAUGCAAUGUCCAAACUGUCGAAAGGUUGAGAGUGGCAGAUGGCUGUUUGCAGAUGCAAUUUCUGAGACUAGUGCAAGAGACUGGAUGCCAAAUGAGGGCCCACAUGACUUAAGCUAUUCCAGAAGGCCAUUUGGGUUUCACUGGUGUCCUUUCAGCGGAUUUACAGUUCAUUCAUCAAUUGAGGAAUCCGAACCUUCAUUAAAUACAUUUACUAACUUCCAGGCAAACCAUCCUAUGAUUAUUGACCAUACAGCUUCAGCUCCCUCUUAUAUUUCAUAUUUUCAACCAAGUGAACAUGCUAAUAAUUUCCAUCAUCCCUUGAAUUUCAUAUCUACCCCUCGUGCCACUAACAUCCAACACCCAACUUGGGGGUGGAACUGUCAUUUCCUUCCUUACAAUGCGGACAGAGACCAUGGUAUUCCUGCCACAUUGAGAUCCACCUCUUUUCUUCAUCCAUUGCACUAUAAUACCCAACAGAGAUUGCGUAUGGUGUUGCCAGCUGUCAGCAAUCGAGGUGAUCAUGGUGGUAGGCGUGGGUUUUACAUACAUGAACAUGAACAUGAACAUGAACAAAGUUCCUACAAUUCUUAUUAUCGUACACAUGAAAGAGAGUAUGACUCAUCACAUGUUCCCAUCAUGAACAACCCCCGGGGAUCAGGAUCAGGAUCAUUUCAUCAUCGGACUCACUGGUCUUAAAAAAAAAAAGGUGAGUCCUCCUGUUACUGUUAAUACUUUCACAAAUUUUACAAACAAAACCAGUCAACCAUUACAUAUCAUUCAAGAAUAUUUUAUAAGAGAGAUUCCACUUAGAUUUAUUCUGGGGACUGGGAAUCGGGGUAUUUGCCUAUUUCUUCUUGGAUGACCAUAUGAACAUUUCUAUAUAUAUACACACAAUUGGUAACCAAGGAGAACUUUGUAAUUUUGUAUAUUUCUAUGUGUUGAUAUUGUGAAAACGAU
Molecule: messenger RNA, 1278 nt
Organism: Lactuca virosa
Lineage: Eukaryota; Viridiplantae; Streptophyta; Magnoliopsida; Asterales; Asteraceae
Source: the annotation of a GenBank genome assembly